CUUUCCACCUUGAGAUCGCGUCUAUUUAUGGACCAGAACUCGCGGACGCAAAGCCCGACUCGUCCUUAACCUCUUACGAUCAUGCCCCCGCGCUCCAUUCCACUUCUCACCGCUUCGCUCGUCCUCAUCGCGCCGUUCGCCCAUGCCGCGUUCCAGAUCACAGGCAACGCGAUUUCCUCCUCGUGCGCCGGUACCAGCGUCGCGUCGUGCAUGAACACGACGGCGGUCCACGACUUGUGCUGCUUCGAGGCUCCUGGAGGAUUGCUGCUGCAGACCCAGUUCUGGGACACCAAUCCAGAGACUGGGCCCGUGGACAGCUGGACGAUCCAUGGACUGUGGCCUGACCACUGUGACCUCAGCUUCUCGGAGAGCUGCGACCCGUCGCGAGCAUACAAGAACAUCGCAGGUCUUCUUUCCGCCCAAGGCGCCCAAAGCACACUGGAUUACAUGAAAACCUACUGGGUUGAUAUUGACGGGCAGAAUGAGAGAUUCUGGGAGCACGAAUGGUCCACGCACGGGACGUGUUACAGCACGUUGAAGCCGAGCUGCUUGCCGCAAGGAAGCCCACAAGGCGCUGAGGCCGUUGCGUUUUUCAACACGGUCGUCGGUCUGUUCCAACAACUGCCAACAUACACCUGGCUCGCGAAUCAAGGCAUCACUCCGUCAUCCAGUGCAACAUAUGACUUGCAGACCUUGACCGAUGCGCUGCAGACUGGAGCUGGGUUUGCACCCGUUCUGGAUUGCCGCGGCUCCGCGCUCGAUUCAGUCUCUUGGUACUUCCAUCUACAGGGCUCGCUGCUGGAUGGGACCAUGGUUCCUGUCGGCGCCCCGGAGAAGGGCACAUGUCCGUCUACCGGAAUCAAAUAUGUUCCCAAGUCACUGAGCGGCAGCCACGAAACGACUCCCCGUAGAAAGCAACAACCCGCCCGCCGGCGCCAUCAUCACCGCCACACUGAGGACUCUGGGUCGGUAGAGCAGCAACAACAGCAAGCUCAAGCCCCUCUGCAAGAUGAGAGCCACCACGGUCACCAACACCAUGGUCAUGGCCAUAAUGAUGAGUUGUGAUCUACAGGCCCAUAGACUUUCCUACAGAACUCUACUCUACGCAUAUCCUCCGCAAUGUCGUGUUGUGUCCCGUGAUAGACUGCCUAAACUACACGAAUACCAUGUCAAAUCAUGUACCGGGAAAUGGACAGCUUUAGAUUCCAG
Mycena citricolor is the source of this 1209-nucleotide messenger RNA. The record is from the annotation of a GenBank genome assembly. NCBI's taxonomy places the organism in Eukaryota, Fungi, Basidiomycota, Agaricomycetes, Agaricales, Mycenaceae.